Messenger RNA from Magnolia sinica, 1752 nucleotides. RefSeq lists its product as uncharacterized. The transcript is spliced from 4 exons. The coding region runs from base 1 to 579 and encodes 192 amino acids. Lineage: Eukaryota; Viridiplantae; Streptophyta; Magnoliopsida; Magnoliales; Magnoliaceae. The record is from RefSeq and is a predicted model, not a curated record.
AUGGCACCACAGUUAGGUUCCCGAGAAAAACCUGCAUUUUGCGGGGGUUUGGAAACAAAGAUAGUAAUGCAAGUCCAGAUGAUUUGUGAGUGUUGCCGAAGGCAGGCCAUGAAGACCGCUUCAGCAUGGCAUAUAAACGUCACGGUGGGCCCUAGGAAGGUUUCAUCUUCAAUGAUGGAUGUCAUUAGCACCAUUGUUUCCUGUGGUGUGGUCCACUUGCUUCUUGGAUUUUCUUUCUUUCUUUGCUCAAGCCCCAAAAUGAUCAGUCAAAAUGGAUGGACGGCGUGGAUAAAAGACAUACAUCAUGGUGUAAUCUCGGUGGUGAUAGAAGGGAAGGAACAAGAUCAGGUUGUGGUGAUCGGAGAAGGAGUUGAUGCCGCUAAACUGGUAUGCCGUAUGAAGAAGAAGGUGGGUCACACAGUUCUAAUCACGGUAGAAGAAGUGAAACCGAAAGAAGAAAAGAAGGAGGUGAAAAAAGAAGUGCCGAAGAUCUGCACACCAUAUUGGCAGCCAUAUCCACAGUACGUUGUGGCAUGUGAGCCCGUUUACUCAUGUCGUGGUGAGUGUUCUCUCAUGUGAGGGUAUUUCUGAUAUUUUUGUAUUUUUUGUGUUUUAUCUAUUGCUAUACAAAUGUGGUGUAGAUUAUGUUAGGAUGAGCUUCGUUAAGCAUGUAGAGGGGGCCCACCUACACACCACCGUAUGUGCCAAAGUGGCACACGUGGUGUGAAAUCCAAGCCAUCCAUUAGAUGGGUCACACGUGCCUGUCCACCUGAUGAAUUGAUGGGUCAAAGAAGUUUUUCUAAGCCAUCCAUUUGUUUCUAAAAACAUUGCUUGGUUGAUUAGUUGAUUGGCCCGGUUCUUCCACUCGGUUUAGCUGGUGACCCCAACACCACCCAGCUAGCUGGUGGAAAAGCUCUGUUGGCUCCACUAUGAUGUAUGUGAUUUAUCCACGCCGUCUAUCCAUUUUUUCAGUUCAUUUUAGAUCAUGAGAAUAAAAAUUAAGCAAAUCCUAAGCUCAAGUGGACCACACCCCAUGAAAUAGUGGUGGAUUAAAGGCUUAUCAUUGAAAACUUCAUGGAGGCCACCCCAACAUUUAUUUGCCAUCCAACCUGUUCGUAAAGUCACAUAAACCUGGAUGAAGUAGAAACACAAAUCAUAUUGAUCCAAAACUUCCGUGGGCCCGAAGAAGUUUUCAAUGGUUGGCAUUCAGUCUCCACUAUUUCAUGGGGUGUGGUCUACUUGAGCUUUAGAUCUUCUUACUUUUUAUGCUUAUGCCCUAAAAUGAUCUGGAGAAAUGGAUGGACGGCUGGAUAAAACACAUACAUCAUGGUGGGCCCACAGAGCUUUUCCACCAGCUAGCUGGUUGGUGUUGGGGUCACCACCCAAUCCAAGUCUCUGAUGUUUAGGCAGUGUAAUCGACGCAAUAAGUCUCACCUGAUGGAUGGCUUAGAACUCAAUCAUGUUAGAUACGUUGGCAUAUUUAAUGGUGUAUAGAUGGGCUCCCCUGCAAGGCAUGGUUUUAAAAUAAUGAAAACUGGCCUCGGUUCAAAACCAGCCGAGUUGAGCAGACUCGGAAAUUCAGGCAAGUUUCUCCAGUCCGAUUUAUGUAAUAUCUGAAAAGUUCUAGUAAGUUUUUGUCGAGUAUGGAUGAAAUCUAGUCAAGUCGAUUCCACUUGGGUAAGUUGGGUCUAGUCGUUUUGAGUUUUUAAACCAUUGUAUAAGGGCUUGUAUUCAUAUCACCUUUCUGUAAUU